AUGAAUAGAGCCUCUUCGUCGUUGUACUCUUUCCUCUCGCACCAUCUUCCUCGAGUAGUGAAAGCUUCUUCGGCAAGAACGAAAAAACACCAAUUCAUCUUCUUUUUCCCGUUCAGAAAUUCAUCAUCAUCAUCAUUUCAUACUAGUAACAACAAAUGUCGUGAAGGUCCAAAAGGAAUGACUGACUUGUUCAAAGAACAUUUAAAAAGACAAAUUCAAAGCAAUGAAUCGGUACAGGCAGCUAUCCGCAGUUAUCAAGAAACAUUUCUGGCAAAAGGUGUAGAAAAGCUCAAACCUACUCUGUCAAAAAGCAAAGAAGCUCUCGCUAAAGGUUCGACCUCGUUGGAUGAAACUACCGAGAAAAUUCUACAAUCGGAAACCAUGUCUCGAGUUGGAAAAGCUGUAGAUUCUGCAUAUGACCUUUUGAAUCAAAAGGUUGGGCUCAAGUAUAUUACUGGAGAAUCUGCCGGGAACAGAAUUUCGGAUCUGAAACGUGCUCCAGUUUUCUUUUUCCGAACUAAAUAUGCCAGAGAGUUGGAUUUAUCCAAAGGAUAUGUUUACAAUCCUUUCACACGUACUUUGGUUAAUAUUACAGACAUUAUUUCUCAGGAAGAGUUAGAGGCAGUGAUAAAAGAAAUUAAAGAAAAACCUGACUUGGGCAAGAUGGGAGAACAAAGCGAAGAAGAUCUUCAUCAUGAAGCUGAACGUCAAGAACAAGAAAGAGAGGAACUUGUAAAAAUGUUAACUGCAAGAAUGCAAGAACAAAGAGUACAGGAGGCAGAGGCAGGAAAACCAAAAGUUAAUCCAACCUCAGCUGAAGAAUUGAAGUUGACAAAAGAAAACUCUCCUGUUAUUUCGGAGCUCAUUGAACCAUAUUACACUACUCGAGGAUUAAUAUGGAAAACUCAAGUUCUUUUACAAGAAAUUCAACACAAACAAACAGGAAAACAACCAAGUUUACUUUUCAGAAUUCCUGGAAUGGUGGAUAUAUUGAAUGAGUCAUUACGUUUCAUCACUGCAAGAAUUACUCCACCUCAAAAGGUUAAAAAAGCAGAACAAGAACCGCCUGCAGAAGAGGAAUUAUCUAAAUCUUCAGAACAGGCUUUGGCUAUUAGUGAGUUAAAGAAACGUGAUCCUAGAUUCGCUUUGGACCUGUUCCUUGUCACAAUAGAGGCUAUCGUUAUUCCAGAAGUAUUAUCUGCUUAUUUCGCUGAUGACACUCAUACUAUCAAGAAGUUUGUUUCCGAGUCUUGUUAUCGUCAAAUCUUCUUCCCAAGAAUUCAGGAAAGGGUUCAUGCAAAGAACAAACUUGAUUCCAAGAUUUUGCAUGUUGGAGACAUGCACCUUUUAACAACUAGAUAUGAUGCUGGUAAUCCUGCUCUUGUUAUUAGCUGUUCCGUUCAAUACACACAUUGUAUUAAGAAUGAAGCUGGUGAAAUAAUAGAAGGAGGACCAAAAGAUAUCAGACAAGAGACUCAAAUGUGGGUUUUGAGACAAGACGAAUCACAUGAAACUGAUGAUUGGUACAUUUCAGAAGUGAGCAUGAUGAUUGAUCCUGUGAAAAUUGUCUAA
This is a messenger RNA of Naegleria lovaniensis, 1572 nucleotides long. RefSeq lists its product as uncharacterized. Gene Ontology annotation, cellular component: mitochondrial inner membrane. Gene Ontology annotation, molecular function: protein-folding chaperone binding. Gene Ontology annotation, biological process: protein import into mitochondrial matrix. Lineage: Eukaryota; Heterolobosea; Eutetramitea; Acrasida; Naegleriidae. Bases 1 to 1572 code for a protein of 523 amino acids. The record is from RefSeq and is a predicted model, not a curated record. The transcript is spliced from 2 exons.